Coniophora puteana RWD-64-598 SS2 is the source of this 297-nucleotide messenger RNA. RefSeq lists its product as uncharacterized. Lineage: Eukaryota; Fungi; Basidiomycota; Agaricomycetes; Boletales; Coniophoraceae. The record is from RefSeq and is a predicted model, not a curated record. The transcript has 3 exons. Bases 1 to 297 code for a protein of 98 amino acids.
AUGCGUUGUGUCUUGACCAUCGCUGAACUUCUUCAGCUCAUCUUUGGUUAUUUGAUUGAGGAUUUCGACAAAGGAUCCGGCUGCGGCAACGAGCGCACUCUUGCUGCAUUGGCUAGGACCUGUCAAGUGUUUACAGAGCCCGCGCUCGAUGCGCUGUGGAAAAACAUCAUGUUCAUCGGUCUCGAUCCUCUCAUCAAAUGUUUUCCUGAUGGUUUACAGAAGGCCGAUGAAACACACGGAGAGACCCACGCCGAAACUUGCACGACCAUUAACCGGCGACGACUGGUCAAUCAUUAG